UCGUCUGCUUGCUUUGACAGUUUUCUUUGGGGGCUCUCGAAGCAGACGACAAUAUUUGGUUGGCCGAGGUAGGCAAAUUGAGACGUAUUCUGGCAACGAUUGAAGAAGUGUGAUAGCUUCGGAGGUUAUUGGAUUGUUGUAACGUUUUCCUAUACGAUAUAUUGGCUCACGAGAACAACCAGAAGCAAGUUUGAGGAGGCCAGCCAUCCGCUGUGAGAAGAGACAAGACAAGCUACUCUGAAUCAACAGAGUGCUGUUAGUCUGUGGAUAACAUACAGGAGAUGAGGCGAACGUGUUAUGCAAGGAACAGAGUAUUAGAAUAGACGACGCUCGUUGGGAGGAGGAUUGACAUCGACCGAGUGACACGACUUCAGACAAAGUCAGCAGGUCAUUUGUCUUGGCUUGUGUAAUUCGCAAUGGCAUAUGAGAAAUGUAUUUGAUUUGAAUACAAUCUUCUUGGUGUAAUGAAUCUCAGCGUGUAAACGAAAAAAGGCUGUUCCCUUCCUGCACGAGCAGCAUCAAACAUGUGACUGCUUGUCCUUUCCAGAGAAAACGGAUAGAUAUGACAUGUUCAUAAAUAUGAUAUUCCCUGGAAUUUUAUUCAAAUCUGUACGAUAAACGAAUUACUUUCAGGUAUGAUAGGAACUUUGACUUAUGAACAUCCGCCUAGUGGAAUUGUGCAUAAAGCUUUAUGGAAUUACCAUGUCACUGUGUAUUUUGGGAAAGACAUAGUCGGAAAAUAAGGUGUAUCUUCUAUGCUGGGAGGGAAGACGUGGCGAGUUGAAGAUGCAUGGGGUCAUUAGCUUAUCAUCUGAAGGUUUGUUUCAUGGGGAUAUUACAGAUGUGUUAAUGGAUGACGCCAAUACUCACUAAUCUCCAUUACUAGUUGUGUCGACCACACGAAGAUCAAUGACUCACUGCCAGAUACAUUUUAUGCUUCAUGGCCUGGCAAUGGGGUGUGUGAAAAAGUAGAAACUGGGGUAUUCGAUGAAGCGGACAGCUACCGUGCGAUGUUACACUUCUGCUGUGAUUUCCAUGAGCGGGGCGAGUUCUUGUCUCUGUGGCCGCCUGCCUGAGUUGAAUUGCAAAUGUGUGGCCUUUCUCUGAUCGACAGACUCUUCAAACCGCGGAGCAGACGACAUAGGUUCGUUUCUUCAGACAUGACAGACGCGGAUGUCUCUGAGAAGAUCUCACUUCAUACAAUAGAGGAGGCAGAGGACACCCCACACGAACCUCAAAUGCCAUGGCGAGAGAAGUUGGCCGAGUUUCUGAAGACGAACAAAGUGCAGUACGUCAUCAUCGCUCUUGUCGUGCUGGACAGCCUCAUCGUCGUCUUCGAGAUGCUUAUAGACCUGGAGAUCAUCGUUAUUCCGGAGAAUGGCCAAGUUGAGACUCAUGUCAAUGCAACUCAUCAUACCAAUCACACGGCUGAUUGGUACGAAAUGGGCGUCUACAAUGAGACAGAAAAUCACGGACAUUCUCGAAGAAUGACAAGAUCAACCGACCAUCAUUCUGAGGACAAAUACGUGCACAUAACGGACACGAAUGCAACAGACAAUCCUGUUUAUAUAAAUAGCAGCAACGAUACUCACCAUCAUGUUCUUCAUCAUCCUCAUCAUCACAGUAACAAAGAAAUUGUCGAACAUUCGCUCCAUUACGCUAGCUUGACAAUAUUGGCUAUAUUUGUAGUGGAGGUUAUAUGUAAAAUCAUAGCAGAAGGAACACAUUUAUUGAAACAUAAAGCUGAGGUAUUCGAUGCCAUCAUCGUUCUGGUCUCCUUUUCGAUGGACAUAGCUUUCUCCUUCGUGUCUGUGACGUCAGCUGCAAAAGACGCGGCAGGGCUCAUGGUCUUGCUCAGGUUAUGGAGAAUAACAAGAAUAAUAAACGGUGUGAUAAUGUCUGUGAAGCUGGACGCAGACAAGAAGAUCAAUGAGCAGAAGAUAGCUCGGGCCAAGGCGGAGGAGGAGGUGGGGAGACUGAAGCGUCAGGUCGAUACUCUACAUAGCGAAUUGAAGAUACUGCGGGACCGGCUGAAACAGUACGAAUCUGAUGGCGAUGUGAGGAGAGCCCCAUGUGGCAGGAUAGAAGUGGCAGCGGACAUACAGAACUGUGACGAUGGAACGUGAGAAUGCUCAUGUUAUCAUCGCUGAAAUGUACUGGUCGAAUCUGACCUUGACCUACAAUUCUAGACAUCACAGACGGAGACUCCAUACAAGGUCAACGUAUGUACAGCCAUGAAUAUGAGUAUGUGAGCGAGAGCCUAUUUUGCAGUUGUUUCGGGGCCUUUUUGACGGUGUCACUAGUUACCUGAAGCAAUCAAGUUUAGCACGGAGUAAUCAAUGUUUUACAAUAAUAUUCCACAAAGAAAGUUCCACGCGUAUAGUGUAUAACGUGGCACCAAUAUAUUGUUGUCAUCAAACGGUAUGAGCAUUCCAAGUGGGUAGGACUUUACAGGCAGUGCAUCUCAUCCACCGUUUCAAGUCGAAUGCAUAUGUUGUUGCUGUCAUUUUAUGGCUCUUCAAUGAACUUACUGAAGUCCUCAUCCAUGCAGUCGGUGUCGGAGUGACAUUCCACCUUGUUCCCCUGUUCUCCAUCUCUCUUCACAGACACAGAUUCACCAUUCAAGACAAACCUAUAUUGCUGACUUCACAUCUACUCAUGUGGCCUGUGCUUUGCUUGGCUUCACAAAAAGAUGACAUAAAAGAUUAGUUUGCCCAUUCGCAUUGUAAUAAUGGUGCCAGAUGGCUGACGCAUAGCUUCAAGUGAAUGUACACUUCAGCUGAUGCACGACUGUUGUGUUGUGGCUUCAGCAGCCCUUGGGAGGGUAAAUGUCCUGUAGAUGUAUGUAUUCUAUGGACAUCUGUACAGUGAGGACACAUGCCGAGAUGAACAACUGUAAUUCGAGGAGUAUGCUACAAUUACGAGGGUUGAUUGUUCUGAUCCACACAUUGGAGGCUUGGCAUUUUAUAGAAAAGUAUAAAUUGAUACUUCUUGAAAGGUAACAACAAGCUGUUGAAAAAAAGGAAAUUGUCUGCCACAAAACGACAUUGUUGGAAGUUGUUUUUCUGUAAAUUAUAUUCACAAAUAAGUCAUUGCCACGGAUACAUGUUUAAAAUACAUGUGUGGGUUUGAACUCCUUCAGCACCCACCUUAUCCCCCUGAUUUGGCUCCGUAGGAUUCCACAUGAAGAACGCUCCAGCCGGAACACAUUUUGAUUCGAGCGGCACCGUUGACAAAAGUGUAAGGAUGUGGAAGGGGAAUAUGUUGAAACCAACAACAUUUUAAUGUCUUUAGGUUUAGUCUUUCUAUGUGAGGCUCAGUCUCGUAUGUUUGUAAAGCCUCGGCAUACAGUGACGUACGUUAUGGUGAUAGCUUACUUGUAUAUAAAUGUAAUGCUGGACCUCUGCGGCAAGUGCAUGUACCUGUGGUCCUCACCACUUGAAAUAGAAUCACGAAAGAUCUCGAUGAUUAAUUAACGAAGAGAGCUGCAUGUGUGCUAAUGCUUAUAAAGUGAAACAAGCCAUUCCGCCCAUAAGGAAUAUUACUUGCCGUAAUGACAAAACUUGCAAAAUGCGCUAUAGCCAUUUUUCUAGCGAUAAGCAUCAACAUAAAGUUUGGAUCACUGGCUGAAUUCCGCGUUAUUUUCGGCACUCAUGUGACUCUAUUUAGACUAUAUUUAGCAACAUACGGAGCGUACGUACCUAUCGUCACCACUCGCAUAUUUCCGUAACCAACAACAAAGCUCGUCCCCCUCUCGAAGGCCGCCAUGUGCCGAAACGGCGCAAGCCAAUCUGAAUGCGCGUCAGGAUAUGAGUACUUCGAUCUAUAUAAUCCCCAGUAUUGAAAUUAAUUUUGGCAAAAUGCGUUUGUUUAAAAAAUGUGGAAAAUCGUAGAUUGUCAGUUCCACACCGCGGUGUAUACAGAUAACAGAAGUGUGAUAUAUAUAGUGAUGUUAUUACAGGGGGCUAUGUUGGAUGAUAAAUUCAAAUGUACACGUGCGUUUGUUUACAUUCAGGAAACGGCUCACUUGACUGCGACAUCCGUUUAUUUUAUUACGCGGUCUGUCCACCCAUCCAUUGAGACGCCUCCUACGACAAGCAUAGGCUACUUGGGAAUCCCCACGGGGUUAGAUUAUUAACAUCGUCUCACUAUGUUGUUAGUAUAUAUUUAGAAAUGCUUUUAUAUAUCUCCAGACAGAUAUUUAAAAAAAAUAAUUUAUAUAAAUGUGUGUAUUAUUUAAGGCCGUCCAUGAAAGGAGAGAUUCAGACGUUUCAAGCAUUGAAAAGACAAUGUCAUAUUUGUUACACUCAACUUAAUAUGUCUGAGAAAUUGUUGAAAUUAUUAUUUGAAAUUAUUUAAAUCCGAAAACCACCCUCGUCUUGUCAGUUUUCUUCAUCUAAUUUUAAUAUCUAAUUAAUAAUCUUUUGCAAAUAAAAGAUGAACGGCUUAGAAUGAGUUUUAAUGGCUUGUCAAAUAUGCUUUUGUACAAAAGAAUAUAUUUAGAUCUAUAUCAGAGAGGUUCAAUGGUCGUAUAACAGGACUAAGCGAGCGUUUAACUAGCGUCUACAUAAAAUUUACUAUGUCGCGGGAGAAAUCAGAGUUAUUGUUCUUGUUUCAAGUAGUUCUCGAGUUCGUACGCUAAUAUGGAAACCUUCAAGAGGGGCACGAGUCUUCAUUAAUUAAUCUUCGCGAUAUUUCGUGAUUCUAUUUCAAGUGACGACUAUUCCAAUGGAUAUUUCCAUGCUUUGAAUUUGAAGACGUCGUUCUGACAAACAAGUUCAUUGUGUAUAAAACGACGAAAUGCUCAGGACGCAGCUAUUACUUGUAGACAUUUCUUAUAUUUUUGGUAAAGAUGUGCGUAAUGUUUUGUCAGAGUGAUUCACUGAGCAAAAAAUUAAUUUAACACUUUAGUUCUCUGUUAGUUCACAGUUCGGUAAACGGGAAUCUUAAACUGGUACCUGUGUUCUGUUUCGCUAAGCACGUUGUGCAAGCUGUUCAAAGCAGGAGCGACAGUUGGAUACCAGUUUACGGGAAAACUCAUGUCAGAAAUAGUUGUAUAAUUGUGUAGUGUUGCUAGCUGAGAUGCAUGUACAAGUACAAGUCACAGUGUUACAAUACAAUGACGCCAGUAUGUUGUCUUGAAUGCUUCAUCCUGCAUACACAAACGCGGAAUAGUGUAAAACAUUAAUACGAAAAGAGAUAUUUAAUUUAAUAAUAAUAAAACACACCACAAAUCAAAUAACAGAAUUUUGCUUGUUCUCAUUCUAAUUAUGACUGUCAUUCACUCUUACGUGCGCGUACAGCACAUUCAUCCAUGAACACGUGUGUCGACACUGAGAGUCGGCCAGUAAACGGGUCGAUACUCUUGUCUUUGGUUUUAGCCCUUGACUUAGUGCUUAGUGUGUCAUGUUCGUACAGGUUACUAAACACUGGUAAAUAUGGAAAAUAAAUAAGAUAGUGAUGUUGAAAGAUUAACCGGUAGAUAUUGAUUUAUGUAUUAGCGGUGUUGGUGUUGGUGUUGGUGUUGGUGUUGGUGUGAAAUGAUGAGGGUGGCAACCAGAAUUAGCUUGAUUACAUCAUACUCUUCAUGCAUAUACUUGCUAUAAAACACUCAUACAUUAAUUAAGAAAUAAUUGUUACAGCUAUGUAUUAAAUUGGCAUUCGAUAAAUGUAAGUGAAUGAAAUAAAACAGGAUUUUCACCAUCAAGCAAGUUGUCUUAACUUGGUAAGGGAAGUAACUCCUGCGGGGCAGCGUUCCUGGAUGUCUAC
Molecule: messenger RNA, 5769 nt
Organism: Haliotis rufescens (red abalone)
Lineage: Eukaryota; Metazoa; Mollusca; Gastropoda; Lepetellida; Haliotidae
Product: voltage-gated hydrogen channel 1-like
Exons: 9
Coding region: 1089-2126 (345 amino acids)
Biological process (GO): proton transmembrane transport
Cellular component (GO): plasma membrane
Molecular function (GO): voltage-gated proton channel activity
Source: RefSeq, a predicted model, not a curated record